GUAGGAAAAGAAUUAGAAAGGCAGAGAAAAGAAAAGACACAAAACUUGUGACUUGACAAAAGAGGGCAGGUACCAGAAGCAGGACCAUGAAGGCCGGCGUGGUACUCUUCUCUGCAUUGGCUCUGUUUCUCCUGAUGGGGGCAGUGUUCACCCAGAGACCUCGGCCAAAGAAACCCACCAGACGUCCAACCACCCCCAGGAAGCCUGCCCCCAAGCCUGCUGUACCAGCAGUGCCAGAGCCCCAGGAGCCCACAGACUUCCCCCCGCCUAUCCUGGGCCCACCUUCUAUCUUUCCCGACUGUCCCAGAGAGUGUUCAUGCUCCCCAAGCUAUCCAAACUCUCUAAACUGUGAGAACCGGAACAUCCGUGUGAUCCCUAUCAUCCCACCCAGAACCCAUUACUUGUACCUGCAGAACAACUAUAUCUCGGAGGUGACAGCAGAAUCGUUUGUCAACGCCAGUGACGUCCGCUGGAUCAACCUGGCAAACAACCGCCUCCAUCGAAUAGACAAAGAGGUGUUUCAGAAGGUCCCUAGUCUGUUGUACCUCUAUGCACAGCAUAACCAUCUGAAAGAGGUUCCUUCAGGCCUUCCAGCAAGCCUGGAACAGCUUCGCCUCAGUAGGAAUCGCAUUUCAAAGAUCCCUGCUGGUGCCUUCAGCAAGAUGGGGAAUCUGACUCUGCUUGACCUGUACCACAACCAGCUGAGUGACAACGACCUGGGAAAGAACAUAUUUAAGGACUUGAACGGCCUGAUGCAGCUCAAUCUGGCUCACAAUGUUCUGAAAAAGAUGCCUGCUGGGAUACCAAGUGGCCUCAUACAGCUUUUCCUGGACAGGAACCGUAUUGAUGACAUCCCAAGAGACUACUUCCAAGGCUUCUCUCACCUGGCGUUCGUGAGGCUGAACUACAACCAGCUGAGUGAUAAAGGAGUUCCCAAAAAUGUGUUCAACAUAACCACCCUGCUGGACCUGCAACUCUCCCACAAUCAGCUUGCCUCUGUUCCUCGCUUCAAUGGACACCUGGAGCACCUGCACCUCAACCACAACAGCAUCGAGAGCAUCAAUGGCACCCUGCUCUGCCCGUACAGCCUGCAGGCUGUUGAGAGUGAUAACAGCGUGGUGCCUAGAUUAAGGUACCUGCGUUUGGAUGGAAAUCACCUGAGCCCUCCUAUCCCGCUGGAUGUCAUCAUGUGCUUCAGACACCUUCACUCUAUUGUCAUUUAGGAAAUUAAAGGCCCAGGGGCAUGCAUGCACACGCAU
Scomber japonicus (chub mackerel) is the source of this 1259-nucleotide messenger RNA. RefSeq names its product proline/arginine-rich end leucine-rich repeat protein (gene prelp). Gene Ontology annotation, molecular function: protein binding. The record is from RefSeq and is a predicted model, not a curated record. NCBI's taxonomy places the organism in Eukaryota, Metazoa, Chordata, Actinopteri, Scombriformes, Scombridae. The transcript has 7 exons. The coding region runs from base 87 to 1223 and encodes 378 amino acids.